Molecule: messenger RNA, 1344 nt
Organism: Syzygium oleosum
Lineage: Eukaryota; Viridiplantae; Streptophyta; Magnoliopsida; Myrtales; Myrtaceae
Product: WAT1-related protein At2g37460-like
Exons: 7
Coding region: 81-1259 (392 amino acids)
Cellular component (GO): plasma membrane
Molecular function (GO): transmembrane transporter activity
Source: RefSeq, a predicted model, not a curated record
UCUGCCAAGACAGCCUCCAAGAAUAAAAGCAAUUGUAGCCAGUCCGAUAUUUCUCCAGCACACGGGAGGAGAGAAGAUAUAUGAUAAUGAGCAAAGCGAUGGACACGAAGGCGUUGUUUCCCAAGUUGAAGCCCUUCCUUGCUGUGGUGUUCCUGCAAUUUGGCCUGGCAGGAAUGGACAUCCUAUGUAAGGCGGCCCUAAACAAGGGCAUGAGUAAUUACGUGCUCGUCGUCUACCGCCAUGCCGUCGCCACCAUCGUGAUUACCCCUUUCGCCAUCGUCCUAGACAAGAAAACAAGGCCGAAAAUGACACUCCCCAUCUUUAUCAGACUGAUGGUGCUUAGCUUACUGGAGCCAGUCAUUGACCAAAACUUAUACUAUUUGGGGAUGAAGCGCACGACCGCGACAUUCGCAGCUGCCAUGUGCAACAUUCUUCCGGCCAUCACCUUCGUCAUGGCUUGGAUCAUGCGGCUUGAGAAGGUGCAAAUGAAGAGCCUUAGGGGCCAAGCCAAGGUCUUUGGGACACUUGCAACGGUGGCCGGAGCCAUGAUCAUGACGUUAAUCAAAGGCCCAAUUCUCGAAUUAUUUUGGACAAAUGGAGGAGGGACAACCUCCAACAACAUUCCAAAUGGGAGUUCUAAUGGUGGGAUCAGCCUCCAGAAUUCCAUAAAGGGUUCUCUCAUGAUCACAGCUGGAUGUUUCAGCUGGGCUUGCUUCAUGAUUCUCCAGGCGAUAACACUACAAACAUAUCCUGCUGAGCUCUCUCUCACGGCGUGGAUAUGCUUUUUGGGGACAGUUGAGGGUACCGUCGUGGCUCUGGUCAUGGAAAGAGGAAACGCUGCCGUCUGGUCCAUCCAGUGGGACACCAAAUUACUUGCAGCUGUCUACAGUGGAAUAGUGUGCUCGGGAGUGGCUUACUACAUUCAAGGAGUGGUCAUGAAAGAUAGAGGACCGGUUUUUGUCACGGCCUUCAGUCCUCUAAGCAUGGUGAUCGUCGCUGUAUUGAGUACCUUCAUUUUAGCCGAGCAGCUUUUCUUGGGAAGGGUUGUCGGCGCCAUCGUCAUCGUGGCCGGUUUAUACCUUGUCGUGUGGGGCAAAAGCAAGGACUACGCGUCUUCUUCUUCGCCAAUAGACGAGCAAAAAGCAUUGCCGACAAAGUCGGUUGACCCAGGGGGCCACGGGAAGGAGAACUUCAGUCAUGAGAUGAUCAAGAUUAGUACAAGUAAUGACAAAGAAACUCCGGAAACUAACGGAAACUGAUUAGCCAUUCGAGGAUUUGACAUUUGUAGUGACAUAAAGUUCAUUAAUUAAGAAGAUUCGACCUAAUUAGUCGUUCUCGAGAUAA